GGCGCCCUCAUCGAUAGAGUGCAUUCAGUUUGCUUUUCCGUGGAUUUUGUGAUCGUGAGGAGAAUUCCUAUAAAAUCCUGCCAAAAUGGGGAGACGAUCGAUCAAUACCACAAAAAGUGGGAAGUAUAUGAAUCCUACUGAUCAAGCAAGGAAGGAAGCAAGAAAAAGGGAAUUAAAGAAGAACAAGAAGCAGCGUAUGGCAGUGAGAGCUGCUGUCUUGAAGAACAAAGAUCCAUUAGGUUUACUACAAGACUUAGAAGCAUUGGAUGAACUUGAAUUGAAUCCAGAGGUGAAGACAGACCUGAAUGAGAAAGUUAUCAAGGAAAAGAGAAAGAAAAUCAAAGAAACCCUUGAUAGAGUUUUAAAACUAUAUAGCCGUGAGGAACCAGAACGUUACAAUGAAUUCAAGAAGGCAGAGAAGAAAUAUGAAAAACAGAGAACCACAAAAGUCAAGGAAUAUGAGGCUAUUAGAGAUGCAAGACAGGUGACGGUGGAAUCUAUCCCGCUCCCAGAUGCCCCAAAUGCCCCCUCUGCCAUACCCCUCCCUCAGGAUAUCCCCCUCCCAGGGGCACAGCCGCCCUCCAUCUUGAAGAAAAGCUCAUCAUAUGGCCCACCGUUGAUACCGCCCCCAUUCAUGGCAACCCUUCCUCCUGUGCUACCCACCCUGACCUGGCCAUAUUGUCUCCCUAAUGGGAAGAAACCCCCAGGACCACCACCAGGCUUGCCACCAGGGGUAUCUGUACCGCCCCCUGGACCCCCUUCGGGUCUUCCUCCACAUCUUGCUGCUGUACAUGAAAUGGAACAGUUACUAAGAGCUGAAAGAGAUGAAGAGCUAUCCUCCGAUGAAGAUGAGGACAUGGAGGAAGAGACAAGGAAAAGAAAGAAUGAAUCAGACGAGAUGGAGACCGAUGACAGCGAUAGUGAGGACGAGAGAGAGCGAGAGAGGAGGAGAGCUGAAAGCAGCAGUGACAGCGAUACAGAAGACAGCAUGGCUGACGAACGUGAAAGGGAAGAACGAGAAAGGGAAGAGGAGAGGCAGAAGGAGAUGGGUAGAAGGUUACGGCAGGACAGUGAUAAUGAUCGGGAUGACGAUGAUGAUGAUUAUCGCAGAAGAAGACGACGCAGGAGAAGGUCGAGCAGCGAUGAAGAAGAUUAUAGAGAAAAGGAGAAGAGAUCUGUUCGUUUUGCUGAUGAUGGUGAGAAUGAAGAGAGUUCUGAGGCUACCUUGAGUCGGAAACUACCCCCUGGAAUGACACCUUUGCAAGCCAGGAUGUUGGCUAUGGCAGGACAACAGAUACCUGUAGCAGCAGAGAAAGACGAAGAGGAGGAAGAAGAUGAGGAGGAACAAGAAGAUGGAAGGGGUCAUGAUAAGGAAGACGAUGAAGAAGAUGAAGGUGAUAGUGACAGGAAAGGUGAACAGCCAGUGGAUGAACAGUUGGAGGCUCUCAGGAAAGUUGUAGCAGCAGCAAAAGCUGUAAUUCCUGCAAGCAGCGUGAGUACAUCUGUUACAGCGGCAGGACUUGUAGCUCCUCCAGCACGGCUUCCUCCUGGUCCACCACCCACAGCUCCUCCAGGCUUCCCACCAGGUAUGCCUGUACCUACAGGGGUGCCUCCCAACUUCAACAGACCUCCACCUCUUCGCCCACCUCCCCCACCCCUCAGGAUGAUCCCUCCAGGUCCCCCUGCUGGCCGACCUCCUGCACCACCUCCAGGACCACCACCAGGUGUCCCACCACUCCUUCGAGGUGGUCCACCUCCACGCUUAACCCUUCCUCCCGGUAUGCUGCCCCCUCCUCGCCUUCCGAUGCCUCCUCUAAGACCUGGUGUGCCACGCUUGGAGAACCCCAAUGUCUUCUCUGCUGCGCCUAUGAUCAGACGCCUCCCAACAAGAGCAGAAGAAGCUGCUGACGUCAAGUCCUCUGCUACCAUUGAAGCCAAACCCCAGAUCAGGAAUCUCACUGCAGAUGUGACUCGCUUCAUGCCAACUUCGCUUCGUGUGAAGAGAGACGCUAAGGGUAAAACAAAGGGCCUGAAAGUGGGUGGAGUGGAAGAAGCAGCCAUGGCUCCGGCUAUGAAACCCAACCCUGCUGUACAGUCAGCCACCAAGGACGAUGCUUAUGAUCAAUUCAUGAAAGAAAUGGGUGAACUCAUGUAAAUGUGUGGUAACUUUCACUUUAAUUGGACUUGCAGCUUCCAUAUUACGCGAUCAUGAACAGCUUUGUCAAAAUCAUUCAUCAGGCCUAUUGUCAUUGAAGCUUCUGCUAUGGCUUGUCUUGCUCAAUACAAGUAAAAGACUGCUGUUCUUAUUUUUUAAACACAAAAUGGCAUGUAUGUGGUCACUUAUCCUUUAACCCUAACUAGGCUAUGACAUCCCCGGCCAUUGGCCAUGUGAUCAUGCGAAAAUUAAACAUAGGUUAUCAACGGCCUAAUCUACAGAAUAGUACAGAUAUUUUUUUUCAAGAAAAUAAGUUUUAUUCAAUUAUGCUGAUUUAUGUGUAAUAAACAUGUUAAAUCAUACUUUUUGCUCCAACUCCUGAAACGAAGCUCCGAAUGUGCUAAUUUAGGGUGUAGGUGGUGUUUUUAGCAAGUGUACUUUUAUUUUUGCAAUUUCUUUUUGGUGUAUUCUACCGUUUUCACCAUUUUUGCAAUGAAAUUGUUGGUAACACUAAUGCAAUCAUAACAGCAUAAAAUGAAGUAAGUUGAAUCAGUAAAAGCAAAAAUAUUCAUUGAUUUAUGGUAUUUUGCUGAAAACACAAAUUGUAUAAUUGUACACAAAACCAUGUUUUUUAGGAAAUGUUGGUGCGACACAUGUAAAGUACUUCAGAACCCAGUUGUCGCAGAUGUAGUCAUGGUGAAAGCAUUUCACGUUGCAAACAUAUUGUGUGAAGCAUUGGGGGGGGGGGGGCUGCCAGCCCCCAGUAUAGUUAGGGUUAAUGUAUACUAUUAAGCAUUUGAGACCUCAUGACAUAACACUUCAUUGCAUAUCAUUUUUGUACACCCUUCCUAAGACGGGACGUAUUAUGGUAUCACGCUCGGUGUCCGUCCGUCUGUCCGUUAACUUUUCCUUAUUAGCGCGAUAACUUUAGUUUGACUUACCUAGGCUCAUAUAAUUUGGUGUGUAUGAUACUAGCAUGGAUCCAAGGAAGCCUAUUGAUUUUGAGGUCAAGGUCAGAGUGACCUAUUUUCAUCUUACCCUUCUGCAGUCCUUGUAAACGCGAUAACUUCAGUUUUAUCUUAACCUAUGCUCAUAUAAUUUGGUGUGUGAUACUAGCAAGGAUCCCAGGAAGCCUAUUGAUUUUGAGGUCCAAAGGUCAAGGUCACACUGACAUGUUUUCAUCUUACCCUUCUGCAGUCCUUGUAAACGUGAUAACUUCAGUUUAACUUAAUCUAGGCUCAUACGGUAUGGUAUGUAUGAUACUAGCAUAGAUCCUAGCAAUUCUAUUGAUUUUGAGGCCAAAAGUUCAAAGGUGAAGUCGCCAGCCACCUUCUACUUUUCUUGCUUGACCAAUAACUCAAUUUUCUGCGUUACAGACGGGCGUAUUAUGUGCUCACCUUAGCGACACUCUUGUUUUAAAUCUUUGUCAUAUUUGUUCAGAAACAUCAGAUUAUACAUGUAGUUUGAAUUAUCUUAGACAAUUGACCAGUAAGAUUUUAUAUACGUCUACAUGUAUAUAAAUCUGUACCCUGUGUUUAAACUUGAAAGUCCCUUGUAACAAUCAAACUAAACUUUCAAAGUCUACUCAUGUUGCAGGUACAUCUCAAGGCACUAGCUCAGUAAAGGUCCUCUUUCACAUUGGUUUUCUCAAGGUCUCAGAGGUUUUGAACUUGAAUGAUUAUGGUCUAGAAUGAUUACACCAUGUGAAAUAUGAAUGUCUGGUUUAUAUGGCCACGGCAUCUUACAGAAUAAAACAUGUGUAUCACUUGAUGUGAAUAUUUAAAGUUGGAAGAAACUACUGGUCAAUUUCUGAAUCGUCAUAUGAAACUGAUGUGUAAUUUUAUGGUUUCAUGUCUUUUUCUUCUUAGGUGUAAAUUACAAAUAAUUUUGGAAACACAUGUAGCCAAAUUGAUUAGGUUUCUUAGAAUAAUUCUAAACCAACAACUGAAGGUAGUUAGUAAUUUAUAUAUUAUGUUAAUUGUUGUAAAGGUGUAGAUGUUCUUCUUCCCAUGUGUUAUGAUUCUCUGUACCAUCCAAUUUUGAGGUUAUUGAAUUCACUCAAAACUCUUGAGGCAGAGGAGUUCUGAUGAUAUACAUUUAUAAAUAGAUUUUAAACAUUAUAUGUGUUUGUAUAAUAUGCCAGUUGAUAAAUUGCAAUGUCAAAUAGCA
Messenger RNA from Lytechinus variegatus (green sea urchin), 4324 nucleotides. It is a transcript of the gene wbp11, whose product is annotated as WW domain-binding protein 11-like. Gene Ontology annotation, biological process: mRNA cis splicing, via spliceosome. Lineage: Eukaryota; Metazoa; Echinodermata; Echinoidea; Temnopleuroida; Toxopneustidae. Gene Ontology annotation, cellular component: spliceosomal complex. The record is from RefSeq and is a predicted model, not a curated record.